This is a messenger RNA of Bombus impatiens (common eastern bumble bee), 1411 nucleotides long. It is a transcript of the gene STUB1, whose product is annotated as E3 ubiquitin-protein ligase CHIP. The record is from RefSeq and is a predicted model, not a curated record. The transcript is spliced from 5 exons. Bases 114 to 1010 code for a protein of 298 amino acids. Gene Ontology annotation, biological process: protein quality control for misfolded or incompletely synthesized proteins; proteasome-mediated ubiquitin-dependent protein catabolic process; cellular response to misfolded protein. Gene Ontology annotation, molecular function: protein-folding chaperone binding; ubiquitin protein ligase activity. NCBI's taxonomy places the organism in Eukaryota, Metazoa, Arthropoda, Insecta, Hymenoptera, Apidae. Gene Ontology annotation, cellular component: cytoplasm; Z disc.
CUUCUUUGUCACACUUUAGUCGAUGAUUGACAAGUUCUCCGGGAAGAUGGAAGAGCACGUAUUUGGUUAAGGUUAAGAAGAGUGUUCAAUAAGGCACAAGAUUUGUUGCCAAGAUGAGUAAGAUGUAUACAACCGCCAACCUUUCGGACAAAGAAUUAAAAGAAGAAGGAAAUCGUCUUUUCAAUCUUCACAAAUACGAGGAUGCUGCGCACUGCUACACCAAAGCAAUUAUUAAAAAUCCAACCCAAGCACUAUACUUUACGAACCGAGCGCUGUGUAACCUGAAAUUGAAACGAUGGGAAUCGUCCUGUCUAGACUGCAGACGUGCUCUCGAUAUCGAUCCAUGUCUGGUGAAGGGUCAUUUUUUCUUGGGUCUAGCUCUUCUUCAAAUGGAACUCUUUGAUGAAGCUGUUAAACAUUUACAGAGAGCUGUGGAUUUGGCCAAGGAGCAAAAGCUAAAUUAUGGAGAUGAUAUGACCAGCAUUUUAAGGCAAGCGCGAAAACGUUGUUUCCAAUUGAGAGAAGAACAGAGAAUUGCACAAGAUAUUGAAUUACAAUCAUAUCUCAAUCAAUUGAUAGUAGAAGAUGCUGAACGAAGUUUAGCAGCUUUAAAGGAGCAAGAAGCAGCUAAAGAUGCAGAUGGUAAAAGUGAAGGGGAAGCUUUGUCUAUUGAAUUAACAAAAAAGAAAGAAGAGGUAGAAGAAAAAAGAGAUAUGUAUAUGGCUCACCUUAAUGAUCUAUUUGCAAAAGUAGAUGAAAGAAGAAGGAAACGAGAGGUACCUGAUUAUUUAUGUGGUAAAAUUAGUUUCGAAAUUUUGCAAGAACCUGUAAUAACGCCAAGUGGAAUUACGUAUGAACGAAAAGACAUUGAAGAACACUUACAAAGGGUGGGACAUUUUGACCCAGUUACUAGAGUUCGUUUAACUCAGGAUCAAUUAAUCCCUAACUUAGCAAUGAAGGAAGUAGUAGAUACAUUCUUGCAAGAAAAUGAAUGGGCAUUAUAUUAUUAAUAUGUAAAGUUAGGUCACCACCAUAUUUUUAUGAUAAAUAAUUACAUCUAUAUUACGAUUAUUUUUGGGUCCUGUUAUUUUAUGUAAAUGUGCAUAUCAUUGCCUUGUCAACAGUAACUACAUCAUAUAUUUAUAUGAAAUUAAACUUAAUUCUUUUUUAUAUUAAUAGAAUGUAUUUAAUUUAUACAUGUGCAAUCAUUGAUUAAUUAAAUAAGAUUGACAAAUCAAAAUUUUUGAGAAAUAUUUCUUUUAGUUGAUGAAUUUGUGUAUUUAUAUAUGAAAUAUUGAAAAUAGUGCACAUAAUACCUUCAAAUGGGCUGUUAAGUAAUAUAGGUCAUAUAAGAGUGUUAAAACUGUAUAUGUUUUUCUGAUAAAUAAUAAAUUUAUUGUUUGAUGUAUAA